Platichthys flesus (European flounder) is the source of this 3394-nucleotide messenger RNA. RefSeq names its product deleted in malignant brain tumors 1 protein-like. The record is from RefSeq and is a predicted model, not a curated record. The transcript has 12 exons. The coding region runs from base 76 to 3168 and encodes 1030 amino acids. Gene Ontology annotation, cellular component: membrane. Lineage: Eukaryota; Metazoa; Chordata; Actinopteri; Pleuronectiformes; Pleuronectidae.
UAGAGUCACAAUCAUAAUUUGAACAUAUCAUUUUCAUACAUCUUCUUUGUGCUUUUCAACAAGUUUGUGUCUUGGAUGUGGUCCAUGAUGGAGAUGCCUAGGGAUUUGCUCUUGCUUCUAAUUUUGCAGUUGGUUACAUGGAACACCUCAGUGAUAUGUAUGGAGCCUUCCCCCAACGCCACAUCUGGGCCCUCUUCCCAAUCUGUCCAGUUCAGAUGUGGAAACACUGUAUGCCCAGCAGGCAUGGACUGCAUCAGUAAUAAUGGGUUCAUCAGCUGCGCUGACCCCUGUGAGCGCUACACUGAGCUGCACAAUGACUGGCGGUCGACAGAUAACACAAUAAAUCUGAAACCACACUGUGACAGAGAUGUUAACUGGCAAGACUGGUAUCGUCUGUUCCUGAAUAAAACCAGUGCCCACGUUCCCGAGAGGUUUGUUCAGAGAAACAGUUGUGGAACACACGCUCCUCUAUGGAUUACAGAGCCUCAUCCCACACAGCCAGGUGUGGUUGUAAAUCGGACUGUUUGUAGUCACUGGAGCUCCGGCUGCUGCUCUUUUAGUUCACACAUCAUCAACGUCAAACUCUGCAACGGAAACUACUACGUCUACAAACUGGUGAAGCCGAGUAAAUGCUCUCUUGCCUACUGUGCAGAGGUGAACAGAACAGACGUUGCAACUCCUUUGACCACUGCUGGUCCAGGACAGCAAGGCACCUCUCAAACAGCAGCAGUGCACCACACCAAAAAUUCACCAACCAGACCUGAUCAAGUCUUUCAAACUAUCACCUCUGCUGCACCAACAUCUGACACCUCUGGAACAACAGCUGUGGACAACAGCACAGGAGACGAGGGACAGGUCCGCCUGGCCAAUGGAGCAUACAGCUCCUGCUCUGGCAGAGUAGAGAUCUUCCUCCGUGGACAGUGGGGGACAGUGUGUGAUGACCAAUGGGACCUGGUUGAUGCUCAGGUGGUGUGCAGACAGCUGGGUUGUGGCAGGGUCCUGUCAGCACCACAAAGUGCACGGUUUGGACAGGGCAGUGGACCCAUCUGGUUGGACGAUGUUGUUUGCUCCGGCUACGAAUCAAAGCUAACCGAGUGCCGGCACCCAGGGAUUGGAUCUCACAACUGUGGUCACAAUGAGGAUGCUGGUGUUGUUUGUGAAGUUCAACCAGGACCAAACUCCACAGUUUCACCAACCACACCUGAUCCAGGAUCUCAGGUGCUCACAUCUGGCACCCCUGGAACAACAGCUGUGGACAACAGCACAGGAGACGAGGGACAGGUCCGCUUGGCCAAUGGAGGAAACAGCUCCUGCUCUGGCAGAGUAGAGAUCUUCCUCCGUGGACAGUGGGGGACGGUGUGUGAUGACCACUGGGACCUGGUUGAUGCUCAGGUGGUGUGCAGACAGCUGGGUUGUGGCAGGGUCCUGUCAGCACCACAAAGUGCACGUUUUGGACAGGGCAGUGGACCCAUCUGGUUGGACGAUGUUGUUUGCUCCGGCAGCGAAUCCAAGAUGACAGAGUGCCGGCACCCAGGGAUUGGAUCUCACAACUGUGGUCACAAUGAGGAUGCUGGUGUUGUCUGUGAAGGAAACAUAUCCUGCUCUGGCAGGGUAGAGAUCUUCCUCCUUGGACAGUGGGGGACGGUGUGUGAUGACCAAUGGGACCUGGUUGAUGCUCAGGUGGUGUGCAGACAGCUGGGUUGUGGCAGGGUCCUGUCAGCACCACAAAGUGCACGGUUUGGACAGGGCAGUGGACCCAUCUGGUUGGAUGAUGUUGUUUGCUCCGGCAAUGAAUCAAAGCUGACUGAGUGCCGGCACCCAGGGAUUGGAUCUCACAACUGUGGUCACAGUGAGGAUGCUGGUGUCGUCUGUGAAGUUCAACCAGGACCAAACUCCACAGUUUCAACAACCACAGCUGAUCCAGGAUCUCAGACCUUCACCUCUGCUUCGCUCACAUCUGGCACCCCUGGAACAACAGCAGUGGACAACAGCACAGGAGACGAAGGACAGGUCCGCCUGGCCAAUGGAGGAAACAGCUCCUGCUCUGGCAGAGUAGAGAUCUUCCUCCGUGGACAGUGGGGGACAUUGUGUGAUGACCACUGGGACCUGGUUGAUGCUCAGGUUGUGUGCAGACAGCUGGGUUGUGGCAGGGUCCUGUCAGCACCACAAAGUGCACGGUUUGGACAGGGCAGUGGACCCAUCUGGUUGGACGAUGUGGUUUGCUCCGGCAACGAAUCAAAGCUGACAGAGUGCCGGCACCGAGGGAUUGGAUCUCACAACUGUGGUCACAAUGAGGAUGCUGGUGUUUUCUGUGAAGUCCAACGCCCUCCACUCCAGCCUCCUCAGCUCAUCUGUGGACUUGAUAAAAUCCAAAUGGGGCUAAAUAUGGCUGCCAUAACUUCCAUGGGUUUGAACCCACUCUCCGGAAACCUGGCAGUUCCAAACUGCUCCUGGGUCAGAAUGCAUAAUGAUGUAGUUUGGUACGAGGUGGACGCUCAGGCAGGUGCCUGUGGAAACACACUGAGGACCAACCGUACACAUGCCAUCUACUCCAAUGUUUUAUUCCUCUACCGAGGAAAUGUGUCCUUCUCACGUCCUGUGAGUCUUCCCUUCUCCUGUGCGUAUCCCCUCGACACAGACACCAGCAUGAAUGUGGCAGUCAGACCAGUGCUGCCGUUUGCAGUUGGCCUCUCAGGCUUAGGAAGCAAAGCUCGAGCCUCCAUGUCUCUGUUCCACACCUCCAACUUCACUCAGCCUUAUCCAUCUGGCUUGAUCACGCUCCCUGUGGGCUCACCUCUGCAUGUGGGCGUCUCUGUUUUAGUCAGAGACCCAAGCUUUGUAGUUGUCCUGGAGAACUGCUACGCCUCUGACUCAUCAAACUCCAAUGAUACCGCACGAUACUUUUUCAUCCAGAACAAGUGCCCCACUGACCGACAGCAAGUGGAAGUGAUCGAGAGCGGCUCGUCCCGACAGGCUAGUUUCUCCGCCGUGUUUUUCCUGAUCCACGGUGAAUACAGUGACAUUUACCUCCACUGCAGCCUCAGCCUGUGUGACCAGGGGAGCUCCCGCUGUGCCCCAUCUUGCAGAAGAAGGACAUCUCGCUCUGUUUCCAGCUCUGCUCCUCUGAGGCCCCUCACCAUUGGACCAAUCACUUGGUCAUCUGAGUGAGCUGGUAACAUAUAAUACAUGCAUAAUAUAAUGAGUUUUUAAUAACAUAAACUAAUUUCAUAGUGUGAUAUUAUUUUGUGUUUGAAUUCCUUUAAUCAUAAAUCGAUGAUGAAAAAACACAUGUUACAUUGCAUAAUUGAAUCGUAACACUGGUUUUCCUGAUUUGUAUUAGCUGUGUAAUGAGGUGUGAAAAUGAUUGAAGAAAAUAAAAAUCAACAUCAGAGUA